AUGAUGUGUACUGCACGGGAGUGGCUCCGAGUGACCACACUGCUCUUCGUGGCUAGAGCGGUUCCAGCUAUGGUGGUUCCUAACGCCACUUUGUUGGAGAAACUUUUGGAAAAGUACAUGGAUGAGGAUGGUGAAUGGUGGACAGCCAAGCAAAGAGGGAAAAGAGCCAUCACGGACAAUGACAUGCAGAGCAUCUUGGAUCUCCAUAAUAAACUGCGAAGUCAGGUGUAUCCAACCGCCUCUAAUAUGGAGUAUAUGACAUGGGAUGUGGAGCUGGAAAGAUCUGCAGAAUCCUGGGCUGAAACAUGUUUGUGGGAACAUGGACCUGCAAGCCUGCUGCCCUCCAUUGGACAGAAUUUGGGAGCACACUGGGGAAGAUAUAGACCCCCCACAUUUCAUGUGCAAGCGUGGUAUGAUGAAGUGAGAGACUUUAGCUACCCAUAUGAACACGAGUGCAACCCGUAUUGUCCUUUCAGAUGCUCUGGCCCCGUGUGCACACACUACACUCAGGUGGUGUGGGCGACUAGCAGCAGGAUAGGCUGUGCCAUCAAUCUGUGCCACAACAUGAACAUCUGGGGACAGAUAUGGCCUAAGGCCGUCUACUUGGUGUGCAAUUACUCUCCCAAGGGAAACUGGUGGGGCCACGCCCCUUACAAACAUGGCCGGCCUUGCUCUGCUUGCCCACCCAGUUUCGGAGGAGGCUGUAGAGAAAACUUGUGCUACAAAGAAGGGUCAGACAGGUAUUACACGCCUCGUGAAGAAGAAACAAAUGAAAUUGAACGGCAACAGGCUCAGGUCCACGACACGCACGUUCGGACGAGAUCAGACGAUAGUAACAGGAAUGAAGUCAUCAGCACACAGCAGAUGUCUCAGAUUGUUUCUUGUGAAGUAAGGUUGCGGGACCAGUGUAAAGGGACCACCUGUAACAGGUAUGAGUGCCCGGCAGGCUGCUUGGACAGUAAAGCUAAAGUCAUUGGGAGUGUACACUAUGAAAUGCAAUCCAGUAUCUGUCGAGCUGCCAUCCACUAUGGGAUAAUAGACAACGAAGGCGGGUGGGUCGAUAUCACUAGACAAGGAAGAAAGCAUUACUUCAUCAAAUCCAACAGAAACGGCGUUCAAACAGUUGGCAAAUAUCAUUCUGCUAAUUCCUUCACUGUCUCCAAAGUAACAGUUCAAGCUGUGACGUGUGAGACUACAGUGGAGCAGCUCUGUCCAUUUCAGAAGCCUGCCUCACACUGCCCAAGAGUGUACUGUCCUCGCAACUGUAUGCAGGCAAAUCCACACUAUGCUCGUGUAAUUGGAUCCAGAGUUUAUUCUGAUCUCUCAAGUAUCUGCAGAGCAGCAGUGCAUGCUGGGGUGGUUCGAAACCAUGGCGGUUAUGUGGACGUCAUGCCUGUGGACAAGAGAAAGAUGUACACUGCUUCUUUUCAAAAUGGAAUCUUCUCAGAAAGUUUACAGAACCCUACAGGAGGAAAGGCAUUCCGGGUCUUUGCUGUUGUGUGACAGGAAACUCUUGGAAAGGAAUUGGAAAGACUGUGUCACAUGCCAUGAUUCUGAGUUUU
This is a messenger RNA of Arvicola amphibius (Eurasian water vole), 1562 nucleotides long. RefSeq names its product cysteine rich secretory protein LCCL domain containing 1 (gene Crispld1). The record is from RefSeq and is a predicted model, not a curated record. Lineage: Eukaryota; Metazoa; Chordata; Mammalia; Rodentia; Cricetidae. Bases 1 to 1503 code for a protein of 500 amino acids. Gene Ontology annotation, cellular component: extracellular region. The transcript has 14 exons.